This is a messenger RNA of Zonotrichia albicollis (white-throated sparrow), 715 nucleotides long. NCBI's taxonomy places the organism in Eukaryota, Metazoa, Chordata, Aves, Passeriformes, Passerellidae. The record is from RefSeq and is a predicted model, not a curated record.
GAGCUCGGAGUUGUCCCGUUUUUGCAGAGUGGGCGGAGCAGCUGACCCAGAUGGGCCGAGGGAAACAUUUCAUCGGGGAUUUCCUCCCGCCCGACGAGCUGGAAAAGUUCAUGGAGACCUUCAAGGCACUCAAGGAGGGCCGGGAGCCGGAUUAUUCCGAGUACAAGGAAUUCAAGCUGACGGUGGAAAACAUCGGAUACCAAAUGCUGAUGAAAAUGGGAUGGAAGGAAGGAGAGGGACUGGGAUCCGAUGGGCAGGGAAUUAAAAACCCUGUCAGCAAGUGAGUGUCCCUAUGGAUUAUUCCUUCAUUUUUUCUGGGAAUUGCUGCUGGAAUUGCAGCCCAGCUGGGAUUUCUCACCUGAGCAUGGAAAACUCAGCCCAGGAAAAAAUUCCUGAUUUUUUUUUUGGGGGGAGGAUUUUCUCCUGGAUUUGUGGCUGUAGCUGGAAUUGGCUGAGCCCCCAAAUCCUGAAUUUCUGACCCAAAUUUCCACAGGGAAGUGCAGCUCUAAGAAUUCCUGUCUGCACCUCCCCUCUCCCAGGAUUAAAUCCUUAAAAUCAGAAAUUCCUGGAAGUAUUUGCUCUCCUUGGAGUCAUAAUGAAAAUAUCUUAAAAAACGGUGGGAAGCACAUCCAGUAGAGGAUAUUCCAGCCAGGAUCAGAACUUGGUGUGAUCCCACAAGUCUUGAUUUCAUUCCAUGCCCAGAAAUGUUGGGAUU